Molecule: messenger RNA, 1805 nt
Organism: Pseudo-nitzschia multistriata
Lineage: Eukaryota; Bacillariophyta; Bacillariophyceae; Bacillariales; Bacillariaceae
Source: the annotation of a GenBank genome assembly
GCCUCGUUGUGGUUUUCUGGCUUCACCGACCGAAUUUCUAGAUCGCUGUGUUGUACCUCGCAGCCAGCACAACGAAACAGAACACCGUAUUUGGUUUUGUUGCGGUAUUGAUCUCCGGAAGCAAGCCAUCGCAUCGGGCCGUGCAUUCGAGACACAACCCCAAACGCAACCGCGACCACAAGCGCAACGCCUCCUCUGCCGCGGCAAACAUCCAAAUCGGACGCACCGGAAGCAUGAUGGCCUCUUGGACAGCGACCGGGGCCGCGAGGCAUACCCGGAAGCUCGCGCCACGGCUCCUUCUGUGCAGAACGGGUGCCCCGUUUCGUUGCAAAAGUGCUCCGGGGAGCUUCGGCGAACGCGGUUUCGGAACCACACAGAGGCAUUCCCCUCUGGCGUUGGCGAGCGGAUUCCUGCCCCGGCAGCAGCAUCGGCAGCAGCAACAACCACUGCAACUACGCGUCGCCGAAGCGAGGCGCCGUGCCUUUUCGGACCGCGGCCGGAAGACGGGGGAAGAGCACCACGCGCUCUUCCGGGAGCAACUGGCGGACCUCCACCGGGAACAGCAGGGCUUUGGGUUGCCCGCGACCGACACCGCGGACCAGCGAGCGGGCGGCCCCGUGUCGCCGCCUCCGCUUUCGAGCGGCGACCUGGAAGGCCAGCUGGAGGACUGGAACACCGAGCAGGUCGAGGUCUUUGGAGAGCCCCUCUCCGAUCGCACCGACGGAAAGGGGGGCGAAGAAGCCGCUCUGGUUCCGGGCGAUUGCGACCGGGAGGCCCGCUACGGCUUUACGGCCGAGGAGCGGGCCUCCUGGGGGCGGCCGGCCCCCGAUCCGGCCGAGAUGCGGGCGGUCCUGGAGGGGGUGGCCCACGCGCGGAGGGCCGAGGUCAACCCCUCGCUGCAGCCCCAGGCGGCAGCGAGCGAAGGCGGCGCGGGCCGCAGCAGCGGCAUCCCUCCCCCCGGAUGCCACGACGAUCGCCACGAGGAUCACCACGGGUCCUUUACGCACCUGAGCGGGGACGGGACGAGCAUCCACAUGGUCGACGUCGGUGCCAAGGCCGUCACGACCCGGACCGCCCGGGCCCGGAGCGAGGUCUGGCUCCCCCCGUCCGUGGUGGAGGCCCUCGGCGUCGGGAACGCGAGCGACAGCGAGCUGGUGGGCCCCAAGGGUCCCAUUUUUGCCACGGCCCGGAUCGCGGGGAUCAUGGCCGCCAAGAAGACGAGCGACCUCGUCCCCCUCUGCCACCCCCUCCCGCUCGACCAGGUCGAGCUGGACAUUGGCCUGUCGGGGGGGCAUGCAGGGGCUUCCGGCCUCCCCCCCGGCGGAAGGGUGGUCCGGAUCGAUUGCACCUGCCGGGUGACCCACAAGACGGGGGUCGAGAUGGAGGCCCUGGUGGGGGCGACGACCGCGGCGCUGACCAUCUACGACAUGACCAAGGCCGUGAGCCACUCGAUCCGGAUCCUCGACACGCGGUUGGUCGGGAAGACGGGGGGGAAGCGGACCGUUCUGGACGGACGCGAAGAAGGAAACGAAGGCGAUUGAAACCAGCACCGAAUUCAAUCGAAUCGAAUCGAAUCGAAUUCAAUCGAAUGGAAUCCGAUCUAUUCUAGGACCGCACCGUACCGUAGCAAUAAGCAAUCCUAGUGUCGCAGAGCAUGGUGCAAAAGGCCCCAAGAAACACUGUUGGCUCGGCUCGGGCGAGUCUGGAUUCCACAACCUUCUUGUUAGGAAGUGUGCUACUGUAUGCGAGACAGGGACAAGAACCACACCACAAUGACGGGUAGCUAGUAAAAGAACCUCGCUCUU